AUGGCCAAUGCACUGCACUGUGAAGAUGAUGCUGAAUCUCUUACUGUUGAUAUUCACCUGGCGGAGGGCCCCUUCAAGCUAUACAAUGUGUACAGCAAGCCAGGUUGUAGGAUCUUAGAUGUCAGCCAGAAUGCUUUGGCCUACUGUCUUAGAUGCAAUGAAAAUGUGGAAGUUCUUGAAGCCAGACUUAUCAAUGUCUUAAAUAAAACAGUUGCACAGAUCAUACCUAAAACUCGGCCUUGGUCCAGGAGGCAAAGAACCCCUGACAACCUAGCGCUCCUAAAGGGAGUUGUCAGGGGUGACAAGGAAAAUGCCAAAAUAGUCAGGCAGAAAAGUAGCUGGAAUGGUGUGAGUCCCUUGACCACCGAACCACCCUUACAGAAUUGUGGCAACAGUUCAGACAAGCUAACAACCGCUCAGCCCCGAGGUGCACACACCACGACCCUCAAUCAGGGGCAAAUAGACUGGAGCAUGAGUUCUCUGCAAGAACAAGCAACAGACUGGCAGUCUGGUGUCUUGGAGAACCCCUCUGCUCAUCCUCCCGAAGGAAUUUUCCAGAUGACAACAGACCCAGAAAAGGCUCCAGAAACACCACAAGUCCUUACUAUUGCAUUUAACAAAGGUAUACCAUGUAGUGUGAUAGUUGCUGGGGAUGCCACACUAGUAAAAGAUCCACUGGAAAUUUUCUGUGUGUGCAAUUCAGUAGGAGCUAAACAUGGAGUUGGAAGAAUUGAUAUUGUGGAAAACAGAUUUGUUGGCCUAAAGUCAAGAGGGAUAUAUGAGACCCCAGGCUUGACAAUACUCCGAGCUGCUCAUCUGGACCUUGAGGCUCUGUGCAUUGACCGUGAAGUGAGGAAAAUAAAAGCAUAUCUUAGCACUCGUAUGUCUGAAAUGGUUUACAAUGGGUUGUGGUAUAGCCCUGAGUUUGAGUACACAAAGGACUGCAUUAGCCAAUCCCAGAAGCAGGUUACUGGCAGUGUUACUGUGAAGGUUUACAAGGGCAAUGUGUACGUGUUGGGCAGGAGUGCUCCAGUGUCCCUGUACAAUCAAGAGUUGGUUUCUAUGGAUGUCCAGGGAGACUAUGAGCCAGGGGAUGCCCAUGGCUUUAUCAAAAUCAAUGCAGUUCGUCUCCGAGAAUAUGAGAGAGUAAAGCAGAUUGCCAAGAGUAACUAAGAAGAAAGAGGAAUCGGUGUGUUGUAUCUUUAUGUGAUUCACUGUAGGUCAAGUCAGAAGAAAAUAUGCUAGAGACUAAUUGUACAGUGUAAGCAAUGGAAGAUUAACACAGUAAAUGGGUAUUUUCAAUUGGAUUGUCUGAUUUUUGUUGUUUGCUUCAUGCAAUUAAAUUAUUGUCAGAAAGGUUAGAAUUAUGGGCUGAAAGGGGAUAAAUAGAAAGAGCUGUAGUAUUCAGCAAUGAUCAGCAUUGAAACUAUGAUUUGUGCCAAAUAACUAUAUCAAUCAAUACUGUACAAAUUCCAGAUUCUAAUGUAUUUUUUAUAUAUGCAACAGAAUUUAAGAAUCAGAUGCAAAAGUAAUUUUUGUUCUGGUCUGAGGUUAAUAAAAUAGAAUUUGUAGUUUUUUCCUCAUUCCCCUAUUAUUCCAGUUCAACAGUUUGAAACUGAGGUAAGGUGGCAUUGUAAAAUAAGGCUUAGAUAAGUGGAUUUAGAGUAUAUUGUGACUUCAGAAAGUUUAUAAAGGGGCACUGCUCUCCCUUGAUUAUGUUGUGCAAAAAGUAUUAAAUUUUAAACAUUUUUGUUUGUGAACAUUAUUAAACUACUUGAUUAUUCAGAAACUACAAUCUGACUUUUGUAAAUUGUGUGCAUCAGUAAUAGAAAUGUAAAAUAUAAAGAUA
Molecule: messenger RNA, 1849 nt
Organism: Penaeus chinensis
Lineage: Eukaryota; Metazoa; Arthropoda; Malacostraca; Decapoda; Penaeidae
Gene: Ass
Product: argininosuccinate synthase-like
Exons: 9
Coding region: 1-1173 (390 amino acids)
Biological process (GO): urea cycle; L-arginine biosynthetic process
Cellular component (GO): cytoplasm
Molecular function (GO): ATP binding; argininosuccinate synthase activity
Source: RefSeq, a predicted model, not a curated record